UGAAAAACAGGGAAGGUACGAUACGGUUACUGUGUUUAUUAUCGGAUACAGUGUUUAUUAUCGGAUACUGUGUUUAUUAUCGGAUACUGUGUUUAUUCAUAAAGGAACGUGUCCUCUAGCUAUGCCACGCUGAUGUACCCGACUCCUCUGUACUCCCAUGCUGGUCGUGGGCCUUUCUCAGAGGUAUAUGAGCCAGCAGAAGAUUCUUUCCUCUUGAUUGACAGCUUGGAGAAGGAUGCUGAUUUGCUGCAGCGAAGCAAACCUGCUGUCUGCCUCGAGGUUGGCAGUGGCUCAGGUGUGGUCUCAGCUUUUCUGGCAUCGCUAACCGGAGCUGAAGCGUUAUAUCUCUGCACUGACUUGAACCCUGCAGCAGCUCAGUGCACAGUGGAGACGUCUCACCGCAACAACCUCCACCUGCAGCCUGUUAUAACUGACUUGACUGAGUGUCUGUUGCCCAGAUUGAAUGGACUGGUGGAUGUUCUUCUUUUCAACCCUCCAUAUGUAGUGACCCCAACUGUGGAGGUGGGAAGUCAUGGCAUUGAGGCAUCCUGGGCAGGAGGAAAGAGAGGCAGGGAGGUGAUGGACAGAUUAUUCCCCAUGGUUUCACAGCUAUUAUCAGAACAGGGCCUGUUCUACCUUGUUACAGUGUCAGAUAACAAUCCAGAGGAGAUUCUGUCUCUGCUUGCUGAAUCCGGGUUGAGAGGAGAGGUGCAUCUGUCUCGUCAGGCGGGAAGAGAAAAGCUGUCCAUCCUGCGCUUCAGCAAGAGUGACAUCACCAGACUGUGAAUACCGACGACACACUUACGCUAGAGACUGAAAUCCUGUGUUUUUUUCCCCCCAAAAAAAUCAACAUGACUCAAGUGGGAGCCAGUGGGAGUUAACAUUAUGACAAAAAAUAAAUAAUAACAAUGACA
Messenger RNA from Tachysurus vachellii, 914 nucleotides. RefSeq names its product N-6 adenine-specific DNA methyltransferase 1 (gene hemk2). Lineage: Eukaryota; Metazoa; Chordata; Actinopteri; Siluriformes; Bagridae. Gene Ontology annotation, cellular component: eRF1 methyltransferase complex. The coding region runs from base 133 to 786 and encodes 217 amino acids. The transcript is spliced from 8 exons. Gene Ontology annotation, biological process: methylation. The record is from RefSeq and is a predicted model, not a curated record. Gene Ontology annotation, molecular function: S-adenosylmethionine-dependent methyltransferase activity; nucleic acid binding; protein methyltransferase activity.